Molecule: messenger RNA, 33055 nt
Organism: Amoebophrya sp. A25
Lineage: Eukaryota; Dinophyceae; Syndiniales; Amoebophryaceae
Source: the annotation of a GenBank genome assembly
CCACUGAUGCCUUCAUAUUGUUCGCAAAUUUCCUCCACAAACAGCCAACCUUCACGAACUAACAAACUAUAGUAUUCUUUACGCCCCAAACGUCCUCUAGUCUUUGCUGUCAAUCUCAACAGUUUUUACACAGGAGAAACUGCGGAAUUUUGCAAGGAGAAAAUGGGUAGAUUGGUUAUUUAAGCGUCACAUACGUCAAAGAUAGAAGCAAGGAAGUUCGUCUAGGCUACUUGUAUUCCUCGACUGUCCUCCUGCCUGUACGAAUUCUUGGUUGCAAGAGGUUACUUAGUCGUUCUUGAUAUUUUCAAUCUACGUCAUUACGACAAUUUACAUUGUUUGAUGCACAUUCAUACGUCGCAUGGUCUGUUUGGCAUUUUUAAUCAUUAUCGUUUUUUGAUCAACUACAUAAUUUCUACAUCUAGAGUCAGUAGUCGGUCGGAGCAGUCAUUCAGAUUCAUAUAUCCGGCAUUGGGAUUCGCAUAGCUCCUGCUGAGUGUGGGAAGUUAUAAUGCUCAUGAGUGAAGAAAGUCUGCCGCUGCCCGCCGUUGCUUUUGCCGACGGGUGCGCUUCUCUUUCAAAGCAGAGAGGACUGCCACGUCACUGAUUGCACAAUGUUGCAUCAAGGUGCUCCUGUAGGUGCGCCAUCGGUGUCCGACCGUCGUGCGCGACGAAGGGGGCGCGGUAGCGAACUUAAUGUUGAGGAUAACUGCACAUCUACCAUGAUCUGCCACAGUAGGUUGGAAACCGACUGGAUGGGAUUGAGACCGCGGCGCACUGCAGUGCGAGGUCACGACGGCGCUUCAGGAAGAAUGCGCAUAGUGGGAGGGCGGCGGCACAUGCCUUCAAGAACGAAAGCAAGGAGGCUUGUUAGGAUGCGCAAGGGCGCAUCCACCUCAUUGUCUAAGUCCAGCGAGGGUGCAAUUGGCUGCAAGUGUCGGAUGAUUUCAUCCGAGGCACGCGCAACUUUUGACGUUGCCUGUGCCCCGUCAAACUUUCCAAGCGGAACUUCGACGAGUCAACACGAUUACAGUUUCGGGACCGGAAGUACGACUACAGAUGCACUUUGCAAUGAACAAGAUUUCGACGACGAGUUGUAUGAUCAUGAGCUUGACGAUUCGUUCAGUGGUUUUUGUCAGCAUGGAUUCGAGGACCACAACGACUUCAGGCAAGAAGAAGACCAAGAUGGCAAUUUUCAUGAUGAUGGUGGCUCCCUGGAUGGAGAAUCGGGAGAUCAAGAACGUUGGCAAGGAUGUGAUGAACAAGUAGAAGCACACCAGACUGCGGCACAGCCCGCGCGAAAUAGUCGAGGUUUUAUUCUCGAGUCGUCAACAAGAACAAUGAGGAGGCUAAGAGGACCUGCCUCUGUGGUACAUCGAGGCAGAAUAAGAAAACGGAAGCGGAAAGGGUCUUCAUUGUCUGGUCAUGAUGGUGAAGCUUUUUCUCCACCUUCAUCUAGUGCUCACGAAGAUCGGACAAGAAUGUUGUACGGAGAGGGAUCUGGAACGUCGCGCGUUUCAUCGAGUAGCAGUCUCUGGGAGAGGAUUACACCCAAGAAGAGGUUUCUUCAACCGCUCAGAUCUUGCAUGGAUCCUGGUUCGGAUAGUUCUCUUCCUGUCAGGUCUUCAUGUCUCAAGCGAAAACGCCUUUACGUCUUCAAGAAGUCGCAAAAUACUCGGUCUUCGCUGACGGAUAUUCUCACGGUCACGACAUCGCUAUUUCUGCUCCUCAUUGGUUGCGGGUGUCCAUGGUUGCUGUUACCAGUGCACGCAGGCACAGUAGUGACUGAUUUUUUUCCAAAGCGUGGGAGUAUCGCCGGAGGCCUCGUGAUGCGGAUAACUGGAGACGGUUUUUUGGAUCCAACGCGUGCUAAUCUAUAUUCCUCGCAGACCGUAUAUCUUGGCCAGCAUGUGUGUCCAGUGAUACUACCAAUGUCAAAUACCACAGAAAUCUUGUGUCGCACACCGCAAGUACCAGGUCCCGCUGAGCUCACACUCGAAGUCUUCGUCAUUUCCGACGCAAGUGGAGGAGGUCUUAUUUGAUCGAAGUAAAAGUAACUGAAAGAACAAAUUAGAAUCAUAGUGCAGCCAAAAUGAGUCAUCGCCAACAUGAUAGAAGUUGGAUUGAAAAUCACGAUUGUGAAUCAGAGAUGGGCAUUUUAAUAGAUUCUGUUCAUACAACGGUUACGGGAUUUUUUUUGCAAAUUUCUUUUCGGUUCGAUACGAUGCUUUUGGAUUUGGAGUUUCCAUGUCUUUUGAGGUGCAUAUGCGCGCAUGAUCGACCGGUCCGGAGAGGCCCAGAAGUUUCGAUAUGAAUACGAGCAAACGCCAGUAGUGAAGUUUGUAUCGCAUUUCGGUCUUGCAGUCGGGGACUUUCUUAGUGUGGGAUCGAAGUCAAGCACCUACCGACCGCAGUGGCUGAUAGGCGAUACCUGGUCCCAAAUUGAGGUGAAAGUCGGAGGUCAUAUGUGCCUUGGAGAUGAGCUGCUAGUGGCGAAUCGAUACGAGUGGACAAGUGAUUAUCAGCUGCAAUCCAACAACCACUACCUGAAGAAGAACGGACUCACUUGUAGGCUUCAGGGGUGGUUGCAACCGGGUUAUGGUCGCUUCAGCACCCUGGUGCGCCACACGGGUCUGAACAACGUAGAAACGUGUUCGGACCUGCAGUGCACCUGCCACAGUCCAAACCAUUGCCCAAACGGGUACGGCAUGGCUCAGUUUCUCGGUUCGAAGUCGGACCAGCCGCAUCCUUACGGACUUUUUACCCUCGGUAUUGAGGAUGGGGAAAAUAGCAAUGCAGACAGCGGUCGCACGAGUAACACUAACAAUUACGUUGCUGGAGGACGAGGAGCCGCGGCAUCCUCCAACAACGCCAGGGAGGAGGGGACGCAGAGUCGAGCAGCGGCAGCACCACGACUGCCGCCGGUCUCCUAUGACAUCGCGAUGUACCCAGAAGUCUACGAAAUUCAGCCACGAUUUGCGAGUCCCACAGGAGGAGCAAUUCUCCAGAUUCGAGGAACUGGAUUUAACCCAGCUACGACAAAAAUUAACGUCGGCCCUAACAAUGAUAUUCCGUGUGACGUCAUUACUGACAAAAGCGCGAACAGUACCCACUUUUCGUGUAGAAUUCCCAAAAUUUUUUCCGCAACGUCUUAUGGCAGUACUAGCGGAGGAGCGAGUAUAAGUGGCAGCGCCAUUUCGUACAGCGACUAUGUGACGGCGAAGAGGGGCAUUCUGGACAGCGCAGGAGCCGACGGUGUCGCCAAUAUGCCCGAGGCACAGUUGGGCGGGUGCGCCGAGGUCCGCGUACCAGUCGGGUCGAGCGGGGGCGCCGUCUCGGUGGAUCGAACAUGGGACAUCAUGGAGCACGCGCUUUCAGGCGGGUUUCCACUGCGGAGUUGCCGCGCGGAUCCCGCUUCGACGCAGACAGGAUUGACGCCAAGUGUCGCGACUUCUCCAGCAGGCAUCCAGGUUGCUGUGAUCACCAGUCUUCCGCUGCUUACUGGUGGCAGCAACAACCUCGGCACGAAUCAUCAUCGCUACGUGUCGCCCGCCGAGCUUGUUUCGCCGGCAGGGACCAACUCCGGUCACAACCAGGGAGGCGCACAGGCAACCGUAAUGUGUUGCGACACAGACGGUGAAUUCUGCCACAGUGUGUAUCGAUCCGCAAAGCCAUUUGCGAAUCAGUACUACCGUUUACGGAGACAAGACUGCUACACCGCAGGAAGCGAAGCGAUGAGUCUUCACGAAGCAGCGAAAAUCUGUGCAGCGGACGGGCGACGCCUCUGCCAGGCUAGCGAAAUGGCCAAGGGAAUUUGCGAAGACAAACUGGAUUGUGACGGCGGCUACUUUGUGCGGCCGGAUGGCACGACGGUAAACCAGCAGAUGGGGAACCAUAAUGCGCGACACGUCUGGACCUCGACCUUGAAGAAGUGGCAGACAAUUCGUGUGUCCGCGUCGCAGGCGUGGACCGACGAGGAGGCAACCGUCUUGUGUACACAAGAUUGCCUUGACUCGCACACUGCCUCCGCGCCGCCGAAUAGUUCCAGAAGGGAAAGCACGCUUGGCGGCUAUCUCGGAGGACGUGGUACCAAGUGGCGCCUAUUUGGGGGCCUGCACCACAGUCACACAGAACAAUUUGGCAAGCGCGCCUCUUACCGAAAUGCCGACGGCAUGUUUCCACAUGUGCCGCAAGCCGAGGGGUUGCGCAAAGACGUUCUGCUUGGUGUAGGCCGCGUCCGAAUGAAACCGGUGGACAUCCCGGAAGAGACUGAAGGAAUGAUCUUCGUCAGUCAAAAUCCAGCGGAGCACGUAUCGCCGGAGCCGUUUGGCAUGCCGAAGGGAACGUGGUUGCGCACGCCAAUCCGAAGCCAAAUCGCCACGGAGCACUGGGGAUGGCAAGACCAAUGGCGCAACACCAACUUCGAUACCAGUGGAUACUACCAGUUCGAGGAGGUCCUAGAAACUUACUUUGUGCCGCCAAGCUACUUCUCACCGGACGCGGAAUAUCAGUUUUUCGUUGCCGCUGACCUGUCAGCCCAGGUUUUAGUGGACUUCACGGGUCGCGAGCCGGAUGUCACGCGUUGGACUGAGGUGGCAAGAGUGAUGCACUGGAGCGAUCGUUGGCGCCAGGAUGAUCCCUUCGCGUUUUACGUUUUCUGCACAGCAAGUGCAAGCGAAGCUUUCGUGCCGCCACCAGAGGAAAUCGACAACUCCACCACGCGCGGAGGAAAUCGUGGUGGCGCGUACUGCCCGCAUCCGGACGGGACCUGGCUGCCAUCAGGACGCCAGCGCAGCGAGCGUCACCGCUUUCAGCCCUUGGCAGGUGGAAACAGUAUGGGUGCAUACCCCAUGCGCAUCUACCACAAUGACGAGAGCCACAGGAGUCUCAACUGGUUACAAAUCGGUGUAGCGGUUUAUGACCCCUGGCGGAACGGAACUAGUAACGUUUUCUCGAUGCAUCAAGCACAAGGUGGUACAAAUGGCGAGACGAACAGGACCGAUCAUACGCUGGAUCGCGUUUUCAACGAGUCCGAGAAGGAUAUAUUUUUCCAGACGUCUGGCUUUUACGAGUUGCAGAAGAUGACGCUGCGAGUGCAGACCAAUCGAGAGAAGCACCUUCUGGUCGUUUCCAACAGCGAUCAGUACUUCAGGGUGCGCGUCAAAAUCUCUCACGAUCUGGGGACCACCGAAUACUUCACAGCCGAUCUCCAGGCUCGCCUAGACGACCAGACAGCCACGGCGCUGGAGACCGCUCUGCGUACGGCCUCGACCGCUGCGGCUCCGGGUGCAACCACAGGUGGUAGCCCUGUUCAGUACACUAACGGCUGCUUGCCGACUGUGCAGCAUUCGUCCCAACAUGCCGUGUCCGCAGGCUUUGCAGUCGCCUUUGAGAUCAAGUUUGACUGCAUCCUGGGAUCAGCCACGCACGGGCUUUAUGGUAAGACCACUCACGCCGAGUUCGCACUCGUACCUCCAGCAGACGCGAGCAAGGUAACAUUUGAGCGCGGGGUUGUCACAUUGAUGGAGGAGGAAUCGGCUCCAUUGUCUGGCAGCUUCAAGCUUUGCCGCGGGAGCGAGAAAACGGGCGCAAGAGUUGCGAAGGCGUGUACGACGUCGCUGGCGCACAACGCCAAGCGGUACGAAGUGCAGGAGGCGCUCUUGGCUAUUUUCCCGCGAAUCGAAGUGUUUAACCUCGGCAAUAAGGGUGACGGGAACUACGAAACCGCGCCUGUCGAAGGCUUCUCUUACGGUCUAAAGUUUAUCGAGCCCUACACCCACGACGACCCGGUUGAGCCGCGCAGGCUAUACGCCGAGUACUCUGGCCCCGACUUCACGGACCUUCGUGGUACAGGUGCAGAGAUUGCUUUUGCGCUUGUGCAGAAGGGAGGCAAUCGUGACGCCCUCUUUUAUGACUGGAUCCCUGCGGACUGGUUACGAGUACCACAUCCGGUCCCACAGGUGCAGAUGCGGUCGAAUCACGUUUUGGCCGCUUCCAAGUUCAUGCAGAGUGCCGAUUUCCAGUUUUCUGCAGCCUUUGCGGCAAAGAUUGAAUCGGUGAGCAUCGACGGAGGAGCGCCCGUUUCCGGAAGCUCGGCCGCGUCGGUGACCGCAGGACAGGAGCUCACGUUUGUUCUCUCCAACGUCUUGUUACCAGAGGCGUCCCUCGCAAUGCGCAAAACGAGUGCCGUGCCAGCCCUCAUCUCCGGUGACAUCGUUUUCACAAACGAUGGCCACCUGAUGUCACCUAGGGGUACUGACGACGUAGCGUCAGCCUACGUCAAUGGCACUCUCACUAUCGAUGAGGCGGUGCUCCCUCAGAUGAAGUCUUCUGGCAUGAGGAACCAACAGGGUCCGGUGAUCACGAACUCGCUCUUUGGGGAGCCGCUCUUCGCAAGGGUGAACGCUAGCGUCUAUGGUUUGCGAACGAGCGACUUUCACAUUGAAGUUGGCAACAGCGCUUGCGUGGUCAAAGAUUAUCGCUGUGUGGAUGGCUGCCCCGACGAGAACGAACAGAAUUUCCGAGCCUUCAUCCCAGCCGGGGAUCGCAAGUUCGAUGCCGCUGCGAGUGGUUCGAUGCCUUCGGCGAACGUUAGCGUCGUGCACCCGUUGAAGGACUACCACUUCAGUCAGCACUUUGAGGUAACCUGCGUACUGCAAGACGGGACUGUGGGACGGAACCUAGUGCCGGACAUUGCGGUCGGCGGACAGGGCUUCGCCCUCUCACCUAAUCUCACCCUGGAUGUCGUGUUGGAGCUUCACUCGGUAUACCCAAUUGUGGGGAGCGUAGCUGGCGGUACCGAAAUCGAAUUUACGGGUUACGGACUUCAGCAAGUAGGCUGCCGCCACAUUCAAAUCGGUCAAGGCAAUAUUACAUUGGAGGAGAGCGACAGGCCCACGCAGGACAACAGUACCAACUCGUCAGCCGCGGUUCCGACGUUCGUGCCGCACGGUGGUGCGAGCGGUCUGGCGAGGCACAUUCGUCCCAAAAGCCUGUACUGCAAGAUUCCCUUCAUUUCGAACGUGUGCACAACCACAAGUGGGAGCAGCGGGAGCCCGGCCACAUCACCGACCGCAAACCAGAGCAGCACAAACUCAACGCAAGCGCAUCACGGUAACAACUCGGCCGGCAAUGGUACCAGUGCUCCUGCUCCGUCGACAGGUAACUCAUCCUUCGGUGGUUCGGCAAAUGCGUCAACGGUGAACCCCAUAACUCCAAGUAACAGUAGCGGCAGCGCGAUGAUGUCAUCGGGCCAUUCUCAAGGCGGUCAGAGCAGCAUGCCCACGACGACUUCCACCGCAGUUCCUCCAAUGGACUGCGACCAGGUCGGCCUCCGGAUCCUCCGGGAAGAAAUGCAUGACUUCAAUUUUACCUUCGAUCCUCGACUGACACCGCGUAUCGAGACGUUAACCCCGAACAAACUCGCCAUCGGCUUUCCAGGUGUGCUCACGUUCCGCUUCACAGAUUCUCCCGAUUUCUUAGACCUUCCUGGGUUCCUUAAUUCCGACGGCGACACCGCGUUUGACUACUCGGAGCACAUUACUGUUGACCUUGUGGACUCGAUGGUUUCUCGGAAUGCUAGAACGAGCCGUAAUUGUUUGAUCAAGGAACUGUCACGCACACAGGUAGUGUGCCGACUGGCGCGAGACUUCGACACGCCGCGAUAUGUUGAGGAUCCAAAUCUGAGGGUUCAGUUCAACCACUAUCUGCUAGAUGAGGACCAGUACCGAGCACCGUCGGAUUUCCUCCUUCAGCCGAAGAUCUCGGUGAAACCCUUCGGUUACGCCCUCGUGGACGGUGCGGCAGAAGGACGUAAUAACUUGGACACGGCCAUGUACGUGACUAGCGUGGAUCGAUCUAACUGGCAUGGGCUUGGUGGAGGUACGCCAACUGUGGUCAGCGGCGCCGGGUUUCUCGGAGGCCUAGACGCUCCCACAAGCGGUAUGAGUACCAUUACAAAACUGGUCCCUGGAAUGGGGGUCGCGGAGAAAAGAAGAAUCAAUCCGCAUACGACUAUGGCCUUUGAUUUGACGAACUAUGCCGUUUUCUUGGACACGAACUUCACGUUUUUUCAUCGUGGAGAGAUGAACACGGAAAAUUCCAAGUCUGAAUGCAUCAUUGAGGAGAUCACAGACACCGAGAUUCGGUGCAACACCACUGCGGUACCCUACCGAGAACAGUUCGAGGCCAUGCGGGUCGGGCGUUACUCCGGAACCGCGCAGGUCUCUACCACUGUUUCGGUCGUUGUCAACCUCGUGAAGGCGGCACAGUUCUGCGCACAUGCGCAUGGAAGUAGCGGCCAGACGCCUUGCCUGCACGAUUCCUACUGGUCGUCAACGCCCACCGCAGUAGAAGUCUUUCCAAGUUCGGCUUUAUCGGGAGAGUCGCUGGGCGUGGUCCUCUCAGGCGAUCUGUUGCAGGGUCAAAACGUGGCCACACAGUACGCGCCCGCGCUGGCGUCGUUGCCGUCCGACAACACUUCGCGUCUGGACGCGCUAGACUACACGCCUCUGGUGCGCGCAGAACUUUUUCUCGGCGCCUACGACAACACGCGGUGUCUCCUCACAUCCGACAAUCGCGGCAUCCGCCGUCCAACCGCAUCGUGCCCACAGUGCGUCAGAGGCCACGGGGAGUGCGGCAUCGUGGGUGGUCUUGCAGCCUGCAUCUGUGACGGUGACUAUUACGGUGUGCGUUGCGAGAACGAAUGUAAAUGCUCCGCGUUGGGAACUGAGCACUGUGUGAGGGGCGCAAGUGGCGGAACCUGCGUGUGCAAACAAGGCUUUACCGGAACCGAGUGCAACCUCCCACUGUCGCCCAACUACGUGCUCGCUGAGGUGACGACAUUGCGCGCGCUGUCGUCGGGGGAAGAUGGGAGUGCAUUAACAGCGCGACCGAUCUCGCGAAAGCCAAAAUCGAAAGAACUGUUGCGACGAUUGAGCGCCUUCGGAUUCAAGAAGCCUCCUUCGCAUCUUGCGGACGAUGAUAGUCGAGAUGCUUGGGAUCGCGAAACGCAUGACGACGACGGUGAGAAACGCGUGACUGUAUCGACAAACACGGGGUCGAUGAGUCUAGCAAAUCGAAGUCCAUUCAGCAAGGGAGUAGUCGUUGCAUCAUCACGAAAACUUUCAGGCGCUCCGUCAAGCACCAGUGCUUCAUCGAGUGGGCCGCAGCUCGAAUUGAAGUGCGCUUCCUCCUUCAAAAGCACACGCCAGCCUUGUUCGGGACCCGGCGAUUGCGCCUCUUGCAGAAGGAAUUUUUAUCCGAAGGCGAAUCUCACCCAGACACUAGCAGCAAACGAGUCGGCAAGUCCGCACUUGCCACUACAGCUUCUGCCGUACGAGUCGGUUCCACGGAACGGGUCGCUUGACGUGCCAUCGGAUUCUCCCAUCGUUCUAACGUUUUCUCACGCUAUCAGACCGGUUUCGGGAUUCGUAAAACUCAUGAAGGAGACAAACUAUUCCGAGUUGUGGGAUCCUCAAUAUGUGGACUUUGUCAAUCCGACGCUGGUUGUGAACGGUACCUUCCCACGUGAUUUGCCGCAUGAAGUCGCUCGGAUUCCCUUGGACGAUGCGUCCUUUUCGCCAGGCGGUCUCACCUCAAGCGGCUACCGCAAUGCUGCUGGCCGUUCCAUCAGUUUGUCAACUAAAGGGUUGACUUUGGAAGAAGACGCGACUUACUUUCUCGAUUUCUCUGAGGCAGUGAUCCAAGACGCUCAAAACCCAGCGCGAGUGUUUUCUGGGCGCGUUCCAGACGAGUUGGCGUCUGCUGGCUACGGAACUGCGAACGAAACGCUCUUCCGCUUUUACACGCAGAGAAGCAUUCCCACGCAUCACUCAGCGAGCUCGACAGCAGGAGCCUCCACUACUGCAUCAGAGGCACCUCCGCGUCUCAUGUUCUUUGACUACAAGAUUUUUGAGGGCGCGGCCCCACUCGGCUCGUCUGGCGGUGGGCAGCACAUGAUACCAGCAAAGAACUACACUACCGCGCUAGUAUUUCUUCACUUCGAUUCCGCGAUGGAAGCAACCCCCGAGGCUGGUGAGCAGCCCAUGGAGAUUCACAUACGCGACUGUGGGGGUGUCGAGUGUCAAUUCAGCGAUUCGAGACUUCACCCGCUCAACACCACAGAAGUGCUGAACGGCCCCGCAACUGCGUGCGCUGACGUAGGGCUCGUUUUCUCGAAUUUGACGACGCAUGGCGAGUUUCCGAACUGUGCUUUCUACGCUGUGCAAGCGGCUGACGUUUUGUCGACUGCGAGCCCAGUAAACAGGCCAGCGCUUGCUUCCGAGUUCUUGGCAAACAGCUCAUUGAACGGAAUUGUCGUCGCGCGAGUACCCGUGCCGAUGCCUCCUGCCACAGCUCCGAAUCAGAAGCACCACUUGGAAGUGGUCCUUCGCAAAAACUUUGUCACUCGAAAGCUAGGCGGUACAAAUUCCACUCACACCGCUGAGCAAGGUUCUAGUACUUCCUCGCAGGCUACUCGCCAGGAGUUGUAUCUUCGGCUACCCAUGGCCAUUUACCCAGCUCGAAUGAAUCACGACAAAAACAAUGUGGAACCGAUGGUGACUACAGUGAUGUGCUCUCGCACCUGCGCGCAGACUAACGAGUGUUGCGAUUUAGCUCUUUCGGGGAAAGAGGGUGACAGCAGUUACCCGGGUGAGUGUGCGACGCGACAAGGAGCAACAGCUUGCCCUGUCAAUCGGUACGGAGCGAACUGCGACCAAGCCUGCGAUUGUUCUAGCGCGGGCACUGCGUUCUGCAACGACGGAAAGUUCCAUCCCAUGAAAGAGCAUGCAGACGGCACUUGCGUGUGUAAGACGGGUUUCACAGGUGCUAAGUGCGACCAGUGUGCUCCUGGCUACAUCAACUAUCCGCACUGCAACUUUGUGUGCGCUGGAAAGACUCCAUGUCAUCCGCAGAACACGUUCAGCUGUUCCAGCGCACCCGGAAUGUGCCAAUGCAAGACCGGAUUUCGAGGCGCUCUCUGCGAUCAGUGCGACGUGGGAUUCUAUGGCGUCUCAUGUGGGGUGGCGUGCAAUGCGACAGUAGAUUGCAGUGGCCACGGCGCUUGCGGCGCUUCGGCACGUCUCGUGAAUGGCGUAAUGCAAGACUUACUCACAUGCCGUUGCGACUUGGGAUGGAAAGGCCCGAGCUGCGCACAGUGUGACUCUGUACAUUUGUGCAACGCUCGUGGCCACUGUGGCCAGAUGCUGACUCGCGUCGUAGAGCGGGACGUGACGCGCAAUGUAACGCGCCGCGUCGCCGUCAAUGCUACCUCGCCCAGUAUGUCAGGUAACACAAAUAGCAGUAACAACAUUGCGCUGAUGUCCUCGAAGACCUCAUCCUCAACCGUGAACUCUUCUACGAACGGCAGUAACUCUCCAUCUUCAACAAGUGCAAGUCCACAACAGACGACGCAGUUUCGGGAUGAGGUCGUUGAAGUCACGCGGAUCGAAAAUGUGACGGAGACGCGCGGACCGCAGUGCGCCUGCGAAAGCUUUUUUCACGGUGUCAGUUGCGAACACGAUGCGCAGUGCCAUCCGGGUGGCACCGACCGACUGGACGCGUGGACAGGAGAGUGCGUUUGUAAGCCCGACUGGUGGGGGUCACGGUGUGAGAACGCUUGCACCUGCUUUUCAGACCGCGUCCAAAUGCAUAACGGCAUGCCAUUUAGCCCUCUGCGUGUGCGCUCGGGUCAAUGCAACGACGGCAACACAGGGGACGGAACCUGCACGUGCUUCGCCGGCUUCAAUGGGACCAACUGCGAGACGUGCGCCGACUUUCACGUGCCUAGUGGCGACUGUGGGCAGCGCUGCGCACAGAACUGUGAUGCUAGUGGCACGCAACGCUGCGGUGGCGUAAACGCAGCGACGUGCGAAUGUUGGCCAUGGCGAAGUGGAGCACGGUGCGAAGAGUGUCGCCCCGACUACUAUCCAGCUCCUCCGGGAUCCUGCUCCAAGUACUGCAAGGCGGAAACAACCUGCAAUGGACGCGGUAGCUGCGACACGAAUGGAGACUGCGUGUGCGGCGCUGGCUUCACGGGCCCGAACUGCGACAUGUGCGCGAUUGGAUGGUUUCCGAGACAGCCUGAGCUGCUCUCUGGCCCGGUGCUGGAUACCACAGGCUCGCAUCCCAUGCACGGGGCUUCCGCAGUGUCUGUCAAGGACAACCUCAUUCUAAAGUUCAACGAGCCUAUUCGUUUUGCGAAUCUAGGCGCCUUGGAGCUCUGGGACGUGGCGAAGACAUCCCGUCCAGAGUUCUCCUUUGAUCUCGCGACGCUGAAGGACCAGCCAUUUCAUCGCCUCCUUAGCGGCAACUAUUUCUACCUGACGCCAACGUCCGUGGCGAUCGUUGGGACUAAUCGGAGCGACAAUACUGCUGCUGAGGCAACAGGCAACAGCAGCUCUUCGUCAGCGCCCUCAAUGCAUCCGGACACAAACAGGGAGCUACAGUUCCAGCCAGGAAAGAGUUACUUCUUGCGCAGCGCGGGACGGAAGAUGGGGCUUUUGCAGGAUCUUCAAGGAAACAAGAUUGGCAUUCUCGAUACGCACCAGACCUACCAAUUCUCGACAACUUCGUCCGCAAGCAAUGUGGCCGUUUAUCCGGUUUUCCAUGUUGCGGAGCCACUGGAGUUUCUUUCUGCGGACGGGCAAUUCUACCACGUCCUGCUGUCGGUUUACUUCAACGAGCACAUCGCACAGAAAUCAGGCACUACUUCAACGGCCAUGCUCGAGGCGCACGACUGUGGAUGGGAUCUUGACUGUAGCGCAGCAUGCGACAACAUGCCACUUGACGGUGGAGCAGGCUCCACUGCGUUCGAAGCAGUAAUGUUCAACACGGGCUACUCUCCGCAGGCUCUGCAAGUGGCUGGGGCAUCCAUGGCAGGCGUUCUUGGCUCCAACGGGGGAAAUGCUGCUUACACCGAGAGCAUCCCAGGUUUGCUUGCUGUGCAACUGCGGAUACCGGCAACUGGUGCGGAUCCACUGCGGCGCAAGAUCUUGCUACGCAUUCCGCCCAACCUGGUCACUGACAACGGCGGUAGCAAUGCAAAUGCACAAACGAGCGAAUUCGAGUUCACGUUGUCUGGUGCAAUCGAUUCUCAGCAAGCCAACCCGCACGGCCUCUCGCCUUGCCACUGGUCGCCACCGCCCAACUCGACCAUCAGCUCCUUUCAGCCGGACAAGGAGGGUAUUUUUUGGGCCUUACCGAACACGACAGCGACUAUGAAUUUUGCCGUGCAGGUUAUGAAUAUGCAAGACGACCGGGUGCUGGCGACGAUGGGAGAUCCUGGUGCUGUAUUAGCGAUUUCUCCGCUGGGACAGAACGCCCCUUUGGCAGGCGGCCACCGGGACAUGCACGAGGUCCACAUGCAAUUACCGCCGAACAAUGCAGAUUUGGUAAACCAAGAAGGCCGCGGCAUCUACUUUCGUGCAGUUCGUAGCUCGAAUCUGAAUGACGUGCUCUUCAACACGAAGACCUAUUACUCGCUAACGUUGGCCAACAGCAGCAUGAGCGAGCUCGUCGCUCUCGACACCGCAUCCGGUGAGACAUUCAAUGCGCAAAAUAGCAGUUUCCUCACUUUCUAUCUCGAGUUUUCGCGCCCUUUAGCGACAGUGAACGCGCCAUUGGCUAUGAGCAGUGUGAAUCUGACGGAUUGUGGCGUGGACUUGGAUUGCUCGCACACAUGCGACAAUGCGGAAAUGCGAAUCGAGACUGUCUCCAUCUCUCCCUCGGGACACCUGGUGGUGUCUGCCAGUGGAUACAUGCCGGAACCACACAACGUGCCCAUGGGGGUUGUCACACAGACGCACGCACGACGCUUCGAGCUAGUGUUUGAUGAACCAGGAAUAGUUGCGGACAUUCACGGCACGCCGACCGCUGCGACGCCUCCGCUCCAGAGCAUCGAAGUGCUGCUAGGACGAAAUCACUUUGAUCGAAGCGGACCUUUCCGCGACAGCCCGAAAAUCAGCGUCUGCGAAAGUUUUCCAUCGCAAGGGAAAUAUCAGUCCCAUUCGAUCCGCACGACUCAUAGUGGACCAACGCCGCCGCGCAUAACCUCCAGAGGCACGAUAGCUCAGACGGGCAUGAUCGUUGUCACGUUCGAUCGUGAUAUCGAGCGCAUACCAGGAGCAUUGGGUAUGGUGCGCGUCGUUGGCCGUCGUUUGAACGGACAUCGUCAGCUCUUGGAAAGCAUGUAUGCGAAUAAUGCUGUUCCAACCGGCGAUGAAAUGUUCGAAGAAGUUUUUGAUGAAAAUGGCGCACUGGAACGCUCUUUGAGCAUGCAUGCAAGUAACUCGACCCACAAUGGCAGCAACGCUUCGAGCCAAAACGGCAGCAACGUGUCGUCUUCCGGUAAUGGAUCUUCCGGCAUUGCUAACGGGGGGAACACAUCCAACACCAGUCAGCCGAUGGCAAAGAGCAGCGCGAAGAACGCGUCCAGUGGUACUCUUCAGAACACUUCUACAAAAGGUUCAGGUGCGACCGCUUCUCCAAUGAACUCGUCACAAAAUGGAAGCAACCAAUCGGCAGGUCCUCAAUAUGGGGCUUCCGGUGCCGCUGCGCCGACGGCAGAUAUAGACCUUACCCACUUAGGCAUUCCAGCGGACAAGAUUGUUCUCGCUGGGCGGCACAUGAUUAUCGCGCCUAGUCUCGGCAACUGCUCUGCGUCCGAAGGUACAGGACAGUCAAUGAUGGACGGUCCUGCGCCUAUUUCGACAGAUUGCAUUCUGCGCAAUCGGUUUGCUUCGGGUCAUGACUUCUUUGUGGAAAUUCCGGCAGGCUUAUUUCGUCCUCGAGGACACGCCGCUUCGGGCAGCAACAUGCAAUUUGACACUGACGAGUACUUCAGCGCUCGCGUCAACGCGACGCCGUCCCUCGGUAAUGCGGCUGCAAUCGUCGGUCAUCACGUGAGCUUUGAUGAGCAUUCGAAUCGAACCGAGGUGCAACUAAUUCUGUCCGAAGAGAUCGCUGAAAUUGUUCCUCGCGGCGCUGCACCGGAGGACUUUGUGAAUGUCACUGACUGCGGCAUUGACCUAGAUUGCUCCCUAGCGGCUGACCAUCCCAGCGAUAUGCCGCAAGUGUGGUUGUUGGCCAAUUCGACUGCCUUCGAGAAAAAAACGAUAGUGUUCCAGUUUGCUGGCGAUUUGCGCCAGCGGGUGUUUGAGAUCCGUGUGCAGCGUGAUUCCCUUGUUGCUUUACGCAGACACUCAUCUGGAAGCUCCAUCACUGGUCCAGCCGAUGCAGAUUACGUGUUCGAGACCCCAAGAUCGAUGUUGGUGGAUCCACGUGCGAUGACGACGACAUUGGCGAAGUGCUCCUUCCAGUGUGAUUGCGUAAACGGCGACUGCGACGCGAACACGGGUCAAUGUGUGUGUCCUGCGAAAGCUCCGAACGAGUUGAACGGCUUCUAUGGAGCAGCGUGCCAAUACUUCAGCGACUGCCAUCCAGACAACACAGUGUCCGCGGAAGGAGUCGGCACGAUUGAGGGGACGGGCACUUGCACGUGCAAGCCCGGCUUCUUCCGACGUGAUUGCUCGGGACAAUGUGCAUGCCACGCUGCAGGCACGAUUGCCGGCGGGCAGUGUGAUCCCUUCACCGGUGCAUGCACUUGUAAGCCUGGAUGGGCUGGUGCCCGCUGUGACCAGUGUGCGGCGGGCUUCGUUCCGCACGGCAUCUGUUCUCUCAACUGUGCACCAAAAAUGUGCGACGCGCGUGGCACGAUGGCCUGCUCCAGCGCGAGCUGCCUCUGCCGGCCUGGAUUUUUCGGAGAGUUGUGCGAUCAGGCUUGCGACUGCCACCAACGUGGUUCGCGCGGCUGCAACCAGCAGACCGGCACGUGCGACUGCGUCGAUGGCUGGGGUGGCGCAAAGUGCGACCAGUGCGCAACAAACUUCUACCCAGAGGGGCAGUGCUACACGUUCUGUGACGCGGCGACCACCUGUAACGGCCAUGGCAGUUGCAAGAGUGACGGCAACUGCGAGUGCGACGCCAGCUGGGCGGGAAGCUACGACUGCAAUACCUGCGGCAAGGACUACUAUGGCCCUCAGUGCGGUGCAUACUGCGAAGCAACGACCAAUUGCACAGCCCCGUCGCACGGUUUUUGCAACCCGGCAGAUGGCAGUUGUAGUUGCUACGAGGGUUGGCUGGGAUCUGACUGUGGGAGUAUGGAUGUUUCAAUUUUGGAUGCCGAGGUGUGCGAAUUUCCCGCGGGCAUGCAAAACUCGUAUUUGAAGAUAGAAGCCGACUACACAAACCUCACGGGACACAACGUGACCCUGCCACCCAACGCGUCCGCCGUGGGCAACCUGAAGCAUCCUCUGACGUACGCGUUGAACAUGACGGGUACACGAAGCACACCGAAUUUGCGCUUCUCCCAAGCCUUCGACAUGGCUGCUAUCGACGUCUCUCGGGGAUCCGUGGCCGGCGGCACACAGGUUGCUAUCACCGGUCGUGGCUUCGGUUUCACGACAGGCUAUCACUCGGUGUUUGUGGUGUACAACACGAGUCUAGACGCCGCGGACCCGACCGCCACCACUUGUGUUCGUCCCGACGUGCUCACGAUCGGCGAAUGCGCGAUGAAAAAAACACGGCACGGCGAAUUUCGCUGCAUCAUGCCAAAUGCGGACGAGCCUGUGCACCGUCCACGCGCUUUCGAUUCGUGGCGUAAUGUGCCGAGCUUGCAAUUUUUAGACCAGGAUUUUUCUCGUUGCACAGCCUAACUUUUUUGCAAAAUUUGGCUAGCGUAAGGAGGCCCAGACCUCUCCGGACCGAAGUCGCCACUCCACUGGCUUUGCAGUGGACCCGCGGAGCGGUGCUCCCCUCCCUGGGCUGGCGAAGCAUGGACGCGGGAGGCGUCUCCAGAGGAGCCGCCGCCCUUAGGGCGCUCUGAUCGGAGACGCUUGGGAGCGGUGUCAAAAAGAGGCCGAAAAAGGGCCCACUUUGACACCCCAAACGAGGUGGGUCAUUUGGCGACACUUUUGGCCCCAAAAGUGUCGCCUUAAGGCACCCCCUUGGCCCCACACCACUAGGUGGGACCGUUUCGGUCCUCAUAAAACGUGUCGACGUAUUAUUUCGAAAAAUUGGGUGCAAAAUGCACACCAUUUUUGUCGCCACUUUUUUGACCAAAAAGCCCCCGUCUCCAGAACGCCUUGCCUGGGUCAGACCUUGCGCCAGGUGCUGCCUCCAUGCGCGGCGGGCCGGAUGGCCUUGGCGUCUGCCGCUCUGCGGAUGUCGACGGCUCCGAAGGCCCAGCCACGGCCAUGCGGUGUCCGGGGUGUAUGGGAGUGCGCGAGGCCUUCGCAAUGGCUGCAUUUAGAAAAAAGAACUAAGGUUGUUAAACGAGAAAAAUCCUGGUCUAAAAUUUGCUAUCCGCCCUACGAACAUUGUGGCAGCGAGUGUCUCCACCGAAGGUGUUUGCCUGGCCGGUUCGCAUGCGCCGAGGCCUAACGAGCGCUUACCCCUGGAACUGACAAGAGAGCAAUGCCAUGCCGAGUGUGUGGAUCGCUUUUGGAAGGGGUGUCGUAGUUACAGCAGCGGCGUUGACCUGAAAGCGGGACAGUGUGUGCUGUCCUACGAUCUCUGCACGCGUGUGGGGCGUUUCAAUUCCCGCGAUGAGGCUAACACCUUCAACUACCUUUCCAUGGUGCCGUAUCGUUUAGAUGACCCGGAUUCGAUUGGUUAUGGCGACGUCGAACACGAAAUUCCUUCCUAUUUGUCCGAUCCAGCGCGUGUGAAUUUCACCUACGACGCCUCGCCGUACAUGGUACGCGUGUCGCCAGAGGCUGGAUUUGCCGGCGAUGCACUUGAUGUCUUCGUAGAUCGGCCGGUUUUCGCAGGUACUAGUGGACAGAACUGGACCUUGCCAGUGCGGGGAGACCAUAGCAUGCCUCCUGCGCAUCCAGUCGUCGUUUUGGGUCGCGGGACAGAUUGGGACACUGCGAUCACGUGCAACGUGCAGUCGUACAAUAGUUCCCACGUCGGGGCCGGGGGAAGUCACGAAAUGCACGUGCGGUGCGUGCUCCCACCAGCAGUGCCGGCAGGAAUCUACGAAGUGAAAGUGUACCAGCCAAACAUCGGUUACACAUUAGGACGAACUGCGAACGGAAUUCCCGUGCAGUUCCAGAGUCUCUUCGAAGUGUCAGCGGUGAGCUCUCUCUUUGGCCGCUUGUCGGCAGGACCGAUGGAAGUGCCGCCUUUGCCUCAUGCAAGCGGCAGUGUGACGAUGCCAAGCAACAAUAAUGCUAGUACAAUGAACAUUUCUGGGGCCGCUUCGCACACUCGUGCCAAUUCCCAAGGCCAUGAGGUUUCGCUCGCUUGCAGCGAUCCGGCGGGUGGAUGCUAUCCGCUCCAGGGUGGCCUGGGGGGUGGCGUGGACCUUUACCUGCACGGGCGAGGAUUCGGUCUGCACCCGGAUCAAAUGUCCGUUUCGAUUUGCGGUCGCAAGGCCGAAGUCCGCAGCUCGCAGUACAACCAGAUGGUCGUGCGCACACCACGGCUCCAGAACUUGGCGAUUCUCAACGAGUUGUACUUCAACAAGAGCGACAUGUCGAAUCUGGAUCGCGCCUACUUUUACGAAGACCUUCGCACUGCGGAGGGAUUACCAGAGCCGGCGCGAAUUUUUGGGGCACACUCUGGUUCGGUCACUGGCAAUUCGUUCUGGCAGUUUAUGCAGCUGUUUGACAACGACUUGGUCGACUUCCCGUCACUUCCCGGAAGUGACUGCUCUGUGGGCUUUGCGCUACCGGAGGGCUAUCUGGCUCUGGUGAAACAAGUGAAGUUCUACCCGCCAUACAGCCAAGACGAUCGCGCCACGCUUCGGAACACCCGCUUCCAGAUUGCGAAUGACACGUCUGGCAGUGGCUACACGACGAUGUACACCAUUCCGGGUAGCGGGUAUGUAAACGGGGGCUGGAACACGAUUGAUUUCGAUGCCAAUGACGGUAGCCCGUUCAUCGGGCGUGUCUUCAGAUACUUGGGUCAGAGCAACCAAGGUUGUCGUCUGCGAGAGCUGAAGUUCACAGGGUACAUAAUUCCAGCUGCAGCCUACGCUAGCGGCCUAAAUUGUCCUGUCGUAGUAAAGAAAGUCGAGCAUCCCGACGCGCACUUCGCCGGUCUCUCGUCUGAUGCGAAAGCGCCGGGAAAGAAACAUGUCGGCGCGGAGAACUUUGAACAGAUUUCGACUGUAGCACCGAGCCCGAUGCCGAGCAAAGUUCAUGCGAUUCGCACAGCACAGCCUGAUAUGGCAGGUUUCGCGUUGAUUCCGAACACGCUGGAGCCUGCUUAUCCCCGCGAUUACGCACGUUUUGCUUUGCACGUGAAGAACGCUACGGAACCGUUCUCCCUGGAGGUUUUGGCGACGCGAAAGGAUGGCUCAAGCUUCGUGCACGGCGUGCUCACGCCGGCAAUGAGUGGCGUCAGUGGUGGCAAUGCGAGCAGCACUGGAAGUAUGGCACGCCGCGAUAUUCCUCGAGUGGAACUCGCGGGCACGACGGGAACGCCGGUGCUCACGGCGCUCACUCCAACGCCAUUGACGGUGGACUCGCCCGGGGUCUACUACUUGGACCUUGCUUCCUACGUCCACAGCAGCAGUUCUGGGAUUGUCGCGUCGGCCGUGGUCCACGAGGUCCGUGUCGCGCCAGGCUCGGGCUCGAGCGUGGUGCUGCUGCAGCCCUCUGCCGUGAUUGAGAAGUACAACUCUUCGGCGCAUGAGCCGCUGCACUACCGAGCUGAAUACGGACUGACGCCCUUCAUUGAGGACGUCGACCCACGAAACGGGACCGCGCGUGGCAACACGCUCGUGUCCGUGAUGGGCAGGAACCUGGCGGAUACUCUCUACCAAGGUUCGGAAAUUCGGGACAACGACCUCUUGAGUGGCAUGGAGGACGCGAACGCCCUGCUACCAGCCGACUUGGACCAAGUAUUUGACCUUGUGUCCGCAGAGCGGUCGACUGCCGCGAUGCGAGCCGAACGAGCGCAAAAUAUAACAGGGACCAAUGGUUCCGCACAUCUUUUCGCCAGCCGUUUUGCAGAAGUGGUCUUCAAUGGUUACUCCUGUCGCGAGGCCACGCAUUGGCGCAACCGAACGCAAGACGGUUUCCAGUGUCGGACCUCGCCACGAACUGACGGGAUCAAGCCGAGCGACUUUUCGGUACGCAUCCCAGGCAAGGGGUUUGCCUUCCGCAGCGACCGGUUACGCAUCUUCUACCGCUACCUGGACAAAUGGUCGGACCCAGCUAACUGGCUGAACGAGGAGAAGCCAAGAAAGGGCGACUCUGCCUGGGUACCGGAGGGCCAGGCCAUCAUGGUGGACGAGAGUGUUCCGGAAUUAGGGUUGACUUACGUCGCUGGUGUGAUGGUGUUUGACAACACGAGACCGCGGCUGACGUACGACUCCACGUGGUUCUGGGUGCACGGAGGAACGCUCGAGAUUGGUACUGACCUGAUUCCGUACAACAAUGACGUUGUGAUCACGCUGCACGGCGACAAGUAUAAGACGGUCGAACUGCCCUACAUUGGCCAGAAGAUGCUCGUCGUCACUAACCAGGGCAAUAUUGGAGGCGAUACUUCGGUAGCGCGUGCUGUCGGCAAGCUGGACAUCCACGGUCGACGAACGCAAAACUGCGUCCGUCUAGGCUUCCCAGCAAACCCGGGAGAAGAUUUUGUCAUCGUGGACAAACUCCCGGACACUUGGCGGCCGGGCUACGAUCUCGUCUUUGCGAAUCCAGUGGAGGAGGCGACUUUGCGCAGCGCCAACACGACUACCUUCGAUCGCGCAAACAACCUUCUCAUGAUAGAUGGUAGCCCAGUUGUCGUCUCCGGCGACACGGUGCGAAAAGCAGAAGUUGACGUGCUUGCGAGCCUGCUAGGUGAAGAAUCUGCUACCCAAGCGGAGCAGAUGUCUUCAAUUGGCGCUGGUCCAUCAACCAGACAUCCGCCACAGAUAGAAGAGGUAGCCGUGCUUUUUCUUGAACGACCGCUGCAGCAAUUUCACGAGGCCACUGAGUACCGCUACUUCAAUGACGAGCGGAACACCAUUCCUGAUCUUCGACCACACAUCUGUACGCUUACGCGCAACAUUGUUAUCCAGGGAUCCGAGGACUCGCACUUGGCGGACUGGGGCGUCCACACCGGUGCCUUCUACGGCGGUGAGUACCGCCUCAAAGACGUGGAAGUGCGAAACUGCGGGCAGGGAGGGCAGAUGGGACGCUACUGCACUCACUUCCAUAAGAUGUCUCCUGGGCGUAACGUUGAUGUGUACAAGUCAUACGUGCACAACAGCGCAAUUCACCACAGUUUCAUGCGUGGCGUGGUGGCGCACGGCACCUGGUUCACCGUUGCGGAGGGCAAUGUCGGCUAUUUGAUCAAAGCACAUAACAUGCAAAUCGAGAACGGCGACGAGCGGGAGACCAAGUGGAAGGACAACGUCUUCAUCAAAGCAGUUCCGAUGGUCCUCGGUCUGGCCGAUGACACGACACCCGCGACGUACUGGGCCGUCCACGGCAGCGUCAUCUGGGAGAACAACAUUGGGUAUGCGAGCGCCUUCGGCUAUCGCUUCAAUCCCAAAGGAGAAAACGCGCACUUCAGCAUCCAGUUCAACCAGAUGCUCAACAACACGGCCGUUGGUUGCGGAGCCGCCAUUCAAUUUUUUCCGGCAUGGACUCCGGUGCCCGACCUCUACGUUAACAAGUUCACUUCUCUGCAGUGCAGCCAAGCCCUUUUUGUCAAGCUGUGCAACAACUGCCACUUCUGGGAUUUCAACGUGAUUGAGACGCCCACUGGCUAUGGAACACUGAAGACGAAUCCGGCGGACAACCCGACUCUUCCGAUGUUCCAAAAUUGGCUCUUCGUCGCCGACCGUCACGGCGUGAACCCGCUGAACCGUCCUGGACCAGCCUUCUUCCUGAAUGGUUUCGACGGCUACUGGAUGCACAACAUCACGGUCGUCAACUACGGGACCACGCCGCCGCUCAAGGGUUGCAUGGCGUGUCCCGGAAAAGGUUAUCUGGUGCCCACAUACCGCGUGAGCGGCUUCGCGGUGGAGAACACGACUGGAGGUGCUGUGAACACGGACGGCUUUUCCCGCUAUCCGAUUUGGUACGACAUGGACGGAUCAAUUACCGGAUUUAAGAAGCAGGGUGGCUACAUCUCAGGCCAGUUCGGUUUCAAUCGGUGGGACCGAGAAUCACUCGCUGCACACACUCCCUCGUACGCCGCAGUUGACACCCGGGCUACGAGCGACUCGAGCUGGAAUUACGACCGCGCGCAAACCGGUCAGGUAUGUGUGUUCAAAGAUGAAGGCCGAAGCGCGCAGCCGAUGCACUGCAAUCGUGAGCAUGUCCACGUCCGUUACGGUACUGUCAACGAUGUUUCAGGGUAUGCCGUGGCAAACCUGGACAACAACGAGCUGCGAGUUUCGUCGCAGGUAGGCCACGACGACAUUCCAUGGAUGUCCCAAGGUUCCGGCAUCACCAAUCCAGCAGCAGGAUGGUUCUUCCCACUCGUCAUGGCCAAGUUCCGCGGACAGGCUGUUGCGCCUGUUAGCGAGAAAAUCGGGAACUAUAAUCCUCAACAGGCACAGAUGCCAGAGUACCCGAGCACGGUGGGACAUACGCCGUACCGAGACUACAAAGACCUCCCCUUCUGGUACACGAUCGAUCCGUAUCCGACCCCGAUGGACUUCCUGAAGAUGCGCUCGCAGCUGUCGCAUGGGUGGUGGGAGGACGCUCAGGAAGAAUGGGCCGGAUUCUUCUACCCGUUCUUUCGACCCAACUUCCGCAAAACCUUCCAAAUCGGACACGAGAAGUCCAACUGGGACGGCGGCAGCGCGCUCUACCGUGUACGAAACGAGGUUGCGCCGACGAAGAAGCGAAACGCAUUUCCGACACCCUUUGACGGACACGGAGCACAUGCGAUGUUCGUGCAGUUCGGUAGUUUUUCAAACUCGUCAGGUGUGAACGACAUGCAGCACCACGGACAAGGCUACUGCUACGCCAACAGCUGGAUGGCCAAAUCGGGCCAAGCUUACUACGCCGAUUGCAACGACGGCAACACCAUUGCUCAGAGGACUAAUUUAGCACAGUGCAAAGCGUUGUGCCUGCGCGAAACCAACUGCAAGUUCAUGACCUUCAACGCAGACGGUGACGGCUGCUGCGCACGCUUCGCUGAAGGCGUCUGCCAGCUGUCGCGAGACGGGUACCAUAUGGACACCUACAAGAAGAUCGUUGUUGAGUACCCAGGCAGCCGCUUCGAGACGGACGGCUCCGCCACUACAGGAUGGACAAACGAGACCGACGUUCUAGAGCUGCGCACGACGCAGAGGACCACGCACCUCGUAACCGAUGUGCUGGACUUGUUUGAGGUGCAGCAAAGCUUGAAUAAAUUCGGCAUGCUCACGCGGGACUGGCGGGACCGGGACACCAACCAGCGCAAACAAACGUACCUGUCGGAUUUUGUGUCCUACACAAGAAUGGACACAACCAGUGGUAGGUGGGAGACGGUCAAUGCUCUUGGUCGCGACGACCUCGACCAAGGCAUGGUCACAGUGCCGACAAACCUGACGUUUUCCUACACGACCACGGACUUCCAGUACCAGAACAUUCUGGCAGAUAUGGGAGCAAACGGAAGUUUGGCGGUGAUGCACUCGCACAAAACUGAGUGGAGCACUUUGAACCCGAUCGCGUUCCAGUGCCCCGUGGCUGGCUGUCCGAUCGCGCCCUCGCAAACUAGCGCAACCGCGCAGCUUUGGGAGAACCCGGAGACUUGGCCUAGUGGCAAGGUCCCAGAGCCGAACGAGGUGGUGACGAUUGACGAGUUCAAAUCGGUGAUCCUGACGACCGAAACAGCGCGCAUUCGGCGGCUCACGAUUUUGGGAAAGUUGACGCUGAUGCCUCCGAUUAUGCGCAACGCAGAAUGCACGGACGCAGGAGGUGUGCCGUUGUGUCCGGUAGAGAAACCAUGUCGCAAAGACCAAGACCCCUCCAUGCUCACCUGUCGCGGAUACGAGGUGUUUCAUAACGAAACUACGCGGGCUUCGCCAUUCUUGUCGCACUUAGCUGAUAUGUGUGCGGUUGGGUGGACCGACUGCGCCAAUCAUACGACUACGCAGAUGUUGAACGUGCACACCAUCCAGCUCCAUGGGCAAAUGUUCGUAGGAAGCAAGCCGUUUCCAUACCUCGGGAACGCGGAAAUUUCGCUGCACGGACCAGAAAGCUGUCCCACAACGAACGCGGGUUGUCUGGCGGGCAACAAUGGUCAAGGUGAGGGUUGGCCAGGCAUCACGAUGCGCAAUGGUAUCGACAUGAACAACAAGCUAAUCGGCGUUUUGGGCGAACUCCAAAUGCAUGGCGCACCACUCCGCUGCAUCUUCACAGGUUUAGCAAAAACGGCUAAUCCAACAGACAAUGCGAUUAUGGUCGACUUCUGCCACGACGCGCUGCGAACCGAGUGGCGCGUUGGGAUGCAGAUCGAGAUCACCCCGACCGAGUAUCCCGCCAACGCGAUGGAGGUGGGAAAAACGCAGGCGGAAGUAUUCACUAUCACGCAGACGCCGGAGCUGGUGGAGAACACACAGUUGUACGAAUUCGGAAAGGCAUGGCGUAUCCCUGUGCGCCCACAGGUGAUGAAACGGCAUUUUGCUGGAAAAAUUACAGCAGGAGACGCCGAUAUUUGGUUCAAAGCGCACGUCGCCUUGAUUGACCGCAGCAUCCGAUUUGUCUCGGAGGAGGGUAUGAACCAAGUGGUGCCAGACUUGAAUCACGGUGCCGGCAUCACGGUCAUCGACAACGAGGACGGAAGUAUCACAGGCGUUGCAUCCUUGUCGUCAGUGCAGUUUACCAAUACGGGUAAGCACGAGUAUCAGAUUCCGUCGUUGUACUUCUUCAGUGGCGACGGUCGCGACUUCAGCGCGAGCUCGGUCGAAUCGUGUACAUUCUUCUAUUCCGGAUUCGAAGCGGUACGAGUUGCGGGUCCAGCCAACAUCGCGAUCCGGCGCAACUUCUUUUCGCGACAGAAGGGUUCCGCUGUCCAUGUUUUCCGUGGUCGCGCGAUUGUCAUCGAAGACAAUCUCGCAAGCACCAUGUGGCGGCACAACGACGAGCGCGUACGUCAUCCAUUCGGAAAUUACUGGCCACGCGCGCUCUUCCAAACGUACGAUUCCACGUACGACGGUUCUGUUGCGAGCCUUAUGCGCAACAUCGCUGCGGGCUCGUGGGAUCACGGCUUCAUCUUCCGUCCCGCUGCCUGCUCAAGCAGAGCGCAGCGCAACGUCUACGGAGCACACCUUCCGGAUGCGCAAAGCUCUCGCAACCACGCAUAUGGUAACCUCGUUGGUUUUCACAUUCGCCGUGGAUGUCGACCGGCCGGCGGCGGCCCCAAGGCCUGCUCACGCGAGCCUAUGUACCAGUGCGUGCAGGCGGAGUAUCUCACUGCGUGGAAGAACGGCCACGUCGGUAUCGUGUGGGCUGACCAGCCUUCGAAUCUGAAGAUAAGAAAAGUGACAGUCGCGGACAACCACAUCGGCAUCACGGGUCACUUCCACCGCCAGUCGAAGGAGUCGUUGCUCGAGUUUACUCUCGAAUAUUCCGACAUUCUGGGUACGACAGAUAUUUCCACAUGCUCGGACAGCCUCGAUGGGCGGUCCGCGCGCGUGUCCGAUCUGUACAACACCACAGCACCUUCGGUGGUUGGAAACGCGUUCCGACACGUCGGCUUGAUGGCGCCACUGGUCACAAACCGAGGUUUCACCUGCGAGGACGGACCCAACGUUCCGGACGCCAUCUGCUUUGCCGCGAGAGCACUCUAUCCGGACCGCAACUGCGCGAUGCCAUGGGAAAACCGCUACGGAAUCCGCGGAAGUCGCUACGGCCGCUUCCUCGUGGACACGAUUCGCAUUGGUUACUUCCAUCACAAGGACGAGACGUAUCUUGGCGCGAACAUCGGCAAAUGCGGACGCAACAGCGUCGCGGUCACCUACAAUCCGACAGCACGCGACUACAACCCGAGCAUUGAUUUCCGUGGCGUCACAUGGGUGGGACACAACCGUGCGAGCAUGCGACGUCUGUCAGGCGACGAUAAACGUUGGAACAUCGAGGAACAAGCUCCGCAUGUCAAGUUGCUUGAUUAUUCAAAGCCACAGAAUAUCUGGCACAAGCUUGACGACUACUUUUUUCCGACCUCUCCAGCGGAUUAUAGCGAGUCCACUUUGGACGAUGCGGCAGCAGACGUUCGAGCGAGCUGUGGUGGAGACAGUGGAGCGUCGUGUCGAUUGCGCCAAUUGGAGCGAGAAGACGACAGCUUGUUCACCGCCGAGCAAAUACGGCUGUCAAGUCCGUGGCUCAGACUCCUCGACCGCAUGUCGAGACCGAAGAAGCUAUCAUUUGAGUCCACAGAUGCGUCAAGAGCAUCGUCAACGUUAGAAAGCAAGGUGAUGUCAAGCGCUCUAGUUGCUGUUGGCAAAGGUUCUGCGUUGAGCACGGCCGAUGGCGUUUCGUCACGACGCCGACGACGACUUGCGCCGGAGAACCAGCCCUCGUCCGAUGGUCGUUUCUACCUCUCCUACUUCCGUGGCAAAGGCUCCUCGGACACCAGCUGCGAUUACCCUGGUUGCCCAGGCAUGCUCCACUUCUGGUUGAGCGAUCUAGAUGGCACACUGACGGGCAAGAGCGUGGCCUCGCCCUCGCAACGCGCCACUGUGCUUCCUGACGUGUCGGCACUAACUGAUGCGUCGAAGUGUACGGAUCCGGCGCGCGGCUCAUACGUAUGCCAGAACAUGCCGAUGGCUCUGCUAAACUGGGACUCUGCGGAUCACGACUGUUGUGGUUGGGAUCGACGCGAGCUAGGGCAUUUUGCCAUCACACGCAAUAGCGACGGCCGCGUCACCGCUGGCCAGCACAUGUUUGACCACUUGGACUGUCCGCGUGGUUGCGAGUUUGGACACUCCUUCUACCCCAUGGCGAUUGAAGUGAACAACGAGUACCAGCUGGUUGUGCCAGCUUCGAUGCCGCAGGAGCAGUGGCUGCACUUUUUCUCUUUCAUCGAUACAGAGUGGGUCGUAGUGAAAAUUUACUAUAGCUCGCCCUUGAAGAUUCGGCCCUACAUCGCUGGCGAACCGAUUCACGAACUUUCGCUUGGUGGUGACAGGCUGGAAAAGCAAGUUCCAAUCUCUGCCUACGGAACCGGUCCUGGGUGCUCACGCGCGACACCUUGUUCUGGAUCGGUCGCUGCGUCCCCGGAGGCUGCUUUUCCGCACGGUGCACACGUCCAAAAUCCGCAGGAAAAGUUCUUUACGAUUGUUUUGCGUGGUCUUGGCGGAACAAUUCCCCACACCUACGGCGCAGGUGGCGGUAAACCCGGUACGAGUACGCGAACGUCCGGCAUCGUCCACAAGGGCUUCUUCUUGCAAACGGUGGCGGUGGUGCAGGUGGACAUGAAAUUGUCCAUGGACAUCAGCACGUGGGAGAGCAACGCCGCACAGAACGAGCUCUCAUUCAAGAACUCGAUUGCCACGCUGCUUGGCAUCCCCUUGGGCCGCAUUAAGGUAGUGUCGGUCACCGCGGGUUCGGUCAACAUCAACUAUGAGGUCGAGGAGGACAAGCCCGUGCUCACCGACGAUGCGAUUGAGAGCAAGGAGACACCUACUGACUCCGUGUCUGCCGAAGCGCCACUCGCCAAUGUGCCAACUAGCAUCUUGCUUGCUGACGCACUGGCCGAGGGUAAGAACGAAACGGAGGCCGCGGCGCAGGUCGCACAGCAACAAGUGGAGCAGGUGGCGCAGGUCGCCGCAGUGGAGCAGGCAGCAGCCGCCAACAACAUCACCUACGAGAGCUCUGGCACGCAGAAAACCGCAAACGAGACUGCGGCGGAGCACACGGCGGCCUACUCGUCCCUCGAGGCCUUGCGGCAAACCGUUUCUCAACCAAACGCGGCAAUUACCAACGCCUCAGUCGUCGGAGAAGCGCUGCGGGCGCAGGGUCUGCAGGUAGAGGUCCUGGCGAUAUCGGCGGAAGUUCCUGUCGUACCCGAGGUGGUGACAACGCAGACCGUGACUACCACAUCCUGCAACAUCAAUUUGCUCGAUCAUGCGACAAUCGAAGUUCCGGAAAGUUGUUUGUGCACCAGCGUUGGUCUGCAGGCUUACGGCGACCGCUGCGACCAGACGAACUUGUGCCUGGUGAACGGUACAGGUUCCCGUAGUUUCUCUCGUGUAGGUGAUGGAACCUGCGUCUGCAAGGACAAUUGGAUGGGCGCGUACUGCCACCACUGUGCACCCGGUUUCUACGGAAGCAAUUGCGACCAUGCGUGCACAGCAGGUGGGCUCACGAAUCUCGCAGGUGCCGCUUCGAAGGCGCAAGAGCAGUCAGUUGCACUUGCUUCGCAGACUGCGUGUGGAAUAGGCACAUGCUACUCGACGUUCCAGUCGAGCGAUGUGUACGGCCCACUAGUUCCGAAUCUCUUGCGCCUGCAGCGGUCACUGAGCGCGGAUAGGGACCCUGCAAUAGGUUUCUCGACGCCAGCUGUAGCAAAUGGCAGAACACUAGAGCAGCGUGAUGAUGACGAUGCAAUGGAUACGCCAGAGGCAGACGAAGAACUCGAUUUGGAACCCCGACGUCCACUGGGUGGAGAUAAGAGUCAGUUAGAACUUGGUGGAGGUGGAUAUGAAACUGCCGGUUCUUCUCGUUUCGGCGACGCAGCCUAUGGCUCGUGGAUGCGGCGGUUGCAAACGCUAGGCUCCCACAAACCGAAGACCUUGUGGCCACGAGAGGGUGCGGCUGUCCACGAUGCUAAGAACGCCCACGAGCUUGUAUCUUCAGAUGCGCUCGUGACAGACGUUCAGGAACUAGAAGCCUCAGAAAAUCCAAACGUCGUACCGGAAGUACAGUUGCAAUCUUCAGCAUUGAAGCGAAACGCAGUGAAACACGCACAAGCAUUGCGCACAAGGCGUGGAUUCUCAAGUGCGCAACAGAGAGACCUAAUGGAGAUUAUCGAGGAAGCGUUCGCGGAUCUUGACAUGCAUGUGCUUCCUUCGAUCGAUGGCGAUGCGCUUUAUCUCAAUUUUGACGUGUCAUCAAGUACAAAAGAACUGACUCCCGCAAAACGUCGCCAGCUGUCGGACUUCUUCACCUCGUGGGAGGGUAGAAAGAGGUUUCUCCCGGCACAGGGCUCUCGUUUACUGUACACCUUCAAUGCGCAGGCAUGGUUCGACAACCUUGUGCCGGUCGUGCAGUGUCGCUGCAAUCCGGGUUGGUACGGCAAAGACUCUACGUCAGAGCACUAUUGUGUGAAUCAGUGCGACUGCCAUGCUCCUGGCAGUGACGGCUGCUACGACGGCCAGGAUCCAGGUGUCAUCGGCACAGGAAUUUGCAAGUGCAAGCCAACCUUCUCUGGAACACGAUGCGAACAGUGUGUGACAGAUUGGUUUGGAACGAACUGUACAGUGAACUGCAAUGCUGCAACUACUUGCAACGGAAAUGGAGUCUGCAACACCGAUGAUGGAUCAUGUGGAUGCCAGAAUGGGUAAAUACUAAAUGCAUGCCUGCUACAGAUUAUUAAUUGAUUUCUCAUUGACUUUGCUGUCUAAAUAAGAAGAAGAAGCUGGCUCUGGCUUCAACAGCACAAUCUCUCGCACAACUAAGUUGAAGUUCGGAAGUCUUCUAAGUAGAUUCUUUAGCUAUGUUGAUAGACGAAAAUCAAAUUCGGCUGAAGAUAUCUUGCUUGUUUGAAUUUUGUUUACUUUGCAGGUAUUCCGGGACGUACUGCACUUGCCCGCCGUGUGUUAAUGGUGGGACUUGCACAGGAGGAGCGAACAGCCGUUGCUCGUGCGUAAAUGGCUACGUAGGAGACCGCUGCCAAUUGCCACCCAUCGAAGGCGGGUUCUCAUAUGUCGAGGCAUCCUCAAGUUGGACCGACUGCGAAUAUUCUAACGCAAACUGUGGCCCCGGGUACAAGUAUCGACCCCUUGUGUGCCAGUUCCAGAACAAGACGAACCACGAAAUUUCGAUCGUCAGCAGCUUAUAUUGCGUGGGAGAGGGCGUCCCGAUUCCAACACAAAGAACAAACGAGAAGUGCCCUGACCGUGCUGGAGUGCCAGCAAGUUGCAGCUGUACAAAUACCCCGACACAUCACACAGUCGCGAACAUGGCUAGUCUAGCAUCGUGCGCAAAUGGGAUCAUCCUGCCCGCGAAAAACUGUACAGUGGAAUGCCAGCCUGGGUAAGCAUCUACAUUUGUAGUGUGGUCCAUUCGAUUUUCACUCAAUAAGAAGAGGCUUUGGAAAGACGAAGAAUGAAAAUGAUCAUUGUAUUGUCACUCUAUCACAAUAACCUCAACAGAGCGUUACUCCUUACAUCCUCAGGUACGACGUCUACGGGUAUUAUCUGUGUCACGGAGGCCGAUAUGUGCCAGGCAUGGUGCCCCAGUGUGUUGUUAAAGGUGCGGAAAUGCAGACAAAGGAAGGUCUAUCAGCUUCCUUGGACUUCCAAGUGCCGACUUUCACAGCAGGUAGUGCGCUGGAAGCCCAAUGGACUGUGGCAAUUAGAACAGCGACCAAGAAGACCGUCGUGGAGCGACUUGCCAUUGCCGAGGUGACAGAGGACAGCGUAGAGGUGACGCGAAUAGCCUUCGGAGCUGCGGCUAGUCAAAGAAGACUAGAGCGAGAAGAGGACGCAGAAUUGGUAGAUUCACGACUAAGGAGGCUGCUUCGGGAUGACAAACACCAAAAGCGAUCAUUGCAAUCCUCACAAGCCGCAAUAGUGGAAUUUGUCGUCUCUGCUCCAAUUGGCACACCAGCGAGCAACAUUGGACUCACGUCAUCGCAUUUCAACACUCAAAUGACAUCAAGUACGGUUCUGUCAGCGUUCAGAAACGCCGUGGCGACAUCGGACUCAACGCUCGAUGCCAAUACUGUCACGGGUAUGUCGGUUUCUCAGCCGAUGGCCGUCUCCGAGCAAAUCCCAAGCGGUUCUUCGGGUGAAAGCUCAACGGAAGCAGGUUGUACUCCUUCUCCUUGUAGUUUUAAGUAGUUUUAUCUCAAAUUUCUAAUUUCAGGUAGUGUGCUUACCUAAGCUAGUACUAUAAUAUAUUACCCGACUAGUAAUAAUUAUUGGAGUAUUCAGGUGUCAGUCAAAAGUAAGUUUGUUGCAAGAUAGAGACCUUGAUGUUCUUGAAGGAAAGAACGCAAUGUUGACGCUCGUCCUUUUCCCAACAUCAGCCGCAAUGUUUGGACCGGAGAUAAUAGUUGGUGGAGGUGUGGUGAUAGGCGUAUUGAUAUUAAUGGCCUUCUGGUACGCAAUCCGCAAGCGCGGUGGAGCAGACAAGAUUGCCGAUUCGGAGAGGAUAGACGUAGACGAGAGAACGAAGGAGCCAAUUGACAUCGAAAUACCAGUAGAGGUUAAGGCUACUUUUAGAAGAGGAUCCACCCACCAUUCUUUCAUUUUCUAAGUCUGUUGUACGUAGGUAGCUAAGAUCGAUGACAAAACAGCGUAUGGGCAUGCCACCUUCAGUAUCAACAUAUUCUAGAUACAAGUCAAGGAGAUGGAAACUACCAGUACCAUGGUACGCAAACGAUAAAGUAGACCUUGAUUGUCCGUAAAGGGAUGGUGGAUAACAAUAAUUGAGGGGAUAUUUCUAAUUUACAACCAAUCAAAGUCGACGACCGCAACAAGCCAUACAGAACUAAAGAGCCGAUCGUCUAUCCAGACGGGUCUAGAUAUGAGGGAUGGAUGAUGAACGGAAAGAAGCACGGCAAUGGUAGGUACUUGCUGGCAGACGGUAGCAUCUACGACGGACAGUUCCGAGAGGGCAUAGUCAAUGGUACAUUAGACUAUUAGAUCUAGAAGACGGGCUGAUGUAUACCAACUAAAGUCAUCAAAUAAAUACCUAUUUCCAUUUCAUCUUCUCGUCCUGAGCCUAACACUGAUAGUUUUUUACAAGGUCUUUCUCAUCUUCUGUAGGUGUUACUCAAAUUUUUUGAUAAAUUGCUGAAAAUUACAUCUACAGGUUAUGGUAAGAUCGAGUGGAUAGAGCGCGGCUUCGAGAAAGGAGACAGCAAAAAGUACAUCGGCCAGUGGCAAGAAGGCCACAUGCACGGAAAGGGGGUCAUGUACUGGCCAAACAACUGGGUCUUUGCAGGUGACUUCCGAGACGACGAUCGCCAUGGUCGCGGUCGCUGCGAGUGGGCAGAAGGUCUACUUCAGAUCAUAGAAGCUGUAGUGAAAAGACAUGAGUAGACGGCUAGUAGGACUCGUUCUCGCUGUCACAUUUUAUGAAGUUCACCCUCCACAUUGUAAAUCCGACACAAAACCUUCAUACAUAGGUGCAUUCUACGACGGCCAGUGGGUUGACGGUAUUAUGAACGGCAUAGGAGAGCAUGGUACUGCAAGCGGUGGCUCCGGUUUGUGGUUGUGGAAAGACGGCAAUACUUCUGAGUUCAUAAAGAGAACGAAAAAUCCUUUCCGAACGUCGAAGCUGCAGAGUCUCCAUUACCAAUUCCCGAUGCUGACGAAGGACCCGCAAGUCAUCAACGAUCCGAAGUUAGAAGUGGCAAUCCCGGAACUAGGUAUUCGUGUUGGCCACCCAAGUAGAUGGCAUGCGUCAACAGCACUUGGAGCUUUGACUGUAACAAAAAUCAUCUCCGAUAAAGACGAAGGAGCGACUGCACUACGGGUACAAAAAAAAAUUUGAGAUUCAAGAAUGAGCGAUGAGUUUUUUGAUGAACAAUGAACUCGAUGCAUAUCUUCAAUGACGAUUCGUCGUGGUCACCCUUUGUUUCCUCCAUAGAUUGACUCUUCUUUGUCUGAUACUUGAUAUCUCUCGCUCUCGUGAUUUUUGACCAGGUCGUCCGCGACAAUUUGUUGCUGCAUUCUACGAUUGUCGGCAUCAAUGACCAGACGCCACAGGAUUCGAAGGAACUGUUGGAUUUGAUAAAAACGACAGUGAAGAGCGGCAAAUUCCCGCUGACACUGUCCCUUAUGCCACCGCACUUAGACGUGUACGCGCAAAACCCAGACCAAGACAAGAAGAAAAAUGGCAGGCGCAGUGGCUCUCCAGGUUCUGAUGAUCAGUUGUAUUGA